AUGGGCCAUCGAACAAGAAUCAGAAGUAAGGGUUUUGCCAAACUAGCUUUCAGAUCACCGCUAGUUAAAGAGGAUGAUCUCCUCCUUAGAAAUCAUAUUGGUAUCCCUGACAUUCAGGCGCUAAUGGCCCCUGAAAUUGAUCCAGCACUGUUAUCCAUUACAGGAAGCAGUGUUUCUGUGGAUCCCGUGGAUCAGACAUUGUGCAAUGUACAAUUUAAAAUUGCGGAUUCUGUUGGUCCCCUGCUACUUAUGUUGGAUAAGGCAAAGAAGGAGGGAUCCUCUCAUAACCCUUCCCUACCAGCUUUACUUGCUUCUAAGAUGGCACUUCUAAAAGCUUCCAGCAGAGCGGUGCUUAUUAUCGGUCAAUCCUUCAACUAUGUUUCUAACAUUCGCAGAACCCGCUGGCUGCAUGCAGCAGGGAUGUCUGAUUUAGCACCAAAAUCACAUGAAUUCCCUAAUUUUGAAAACACCUUUCUAUUUGGCCCCUCUUUUAUACAAGAAGUGAAAGGACGAUAUAAAGCUAGCAGAUCUUUCUCUGAUUUAAAGAAGAGCUUUCCAAGCUUCAAGAAGCCCUUUCGGACCGAGGGUCGUUCCUACAGGGCUAUAGGCUCAUCCCGGUAAGUUACUCAGCAAGCCCACUUUCGUCACCAUGGGGGAAAGUCAAGACUCCCAGGCAGUAGCAGAGGAGCCCAUGCCAGACGUGGCUCAUCAGGAAACCGAAGACGCAUGCAGUGAAGUAAGUGGUUUACCUCACAUCCCUCAAAAUUGGUCAGAUAUAACCUCAGACAAAUGGGUGCUUCAGAUUUUCAAAAGGGGUUUACAACUCCAUCUCAUUCAGUUUCCUUUCCAGAGUCAAGCUCUGGGCAGAGGUAAAUCCAGUUCUAGAUUCCUCUCUUUCCCAGGCAUUAGCUCAGGGAAAAAUAGAAUUGGCAGAUUUGUCAAUUUCAGGUUGGAUCAGUCCCUUGUUCCCUAUUCCAAAAUCAGACGGCACAUGGAGACCAGUACUAAACGUCAAGGCUUUGAAUGCUUUCCUAAAGAGGAAAAGGUUCAGGAUGGAAGGUUUAACGGACCUCCCAGGCCUAGUGCAGACCUCAAAGAUGCUUUUCCAUUCAGUUCCUAUCGCUAUGAAACACAGGCGCUUUCUCAGAUUCCGCUGGAAGGAACAGAUAUCUCACUGGACUGUAAUGUUUUUUUGGCCUAUCCAACACACCUUACACAUUUUCCAGGAUAA
This is a messenger RNA of Pelobates cultripes (western spadefoot toad), 1231 nucleotides long. The record is from the annotation of a GenBank genome assembly. Lineage: Eukaryota; Metazoa; Chordata; Amphibia; Anura; Pelobatidae.